Messenger RNA from Zerene cesonia (dogface butterfly), 1823 nucleotides. RefSeq names its product serine/threonine-protein phosphatase 4 regulatory subunit 2 (gene PPP4R2r). The transcript has a single exon. NCBI's taxonomy places the organism in Eukaryota, Metazoa, Arthropoda, Insecta, Lepidoptera, Pieridae. Gene Ontology annotation, cellular component: protein phosphatase 4 complex; nucleus; cytoplasm. Gene Ontology annotation, biological process: protein dephosphorylation. The record is from RefSeq and is a predicted model, not a curated record. The coding region runs from base 140 to 1564 and encodes 474 amino acids. Gene Ontology annotation, molecular function: protein phosphatase regulator activity.
CUUGUCGCUUUGUCAUUUCACAUUUGGUGAUUUGAUUUGUAAAUUGUUUCGCUUUAUGAUUGAAUGCUGAGCGUUUACUAUUCUCUUGACAAUCGUUUAUCCUUUAUCGUUAAGACUAAAUAAAAUUUUUAAAGAAAUAAUGGAAAACGCAGAGGAAGUAUUUCAAUUCUUAGAAGAAUUCUCAAAACGUAAGCCGAAAAUAAUACCACAAGAAUUGAAUGAUUAUUUGGUUUAUGUAGCUCGUACCGGAGAUCCUGUGUAUCAAUGGUCCCUAGUUAAAAGUUUAUUCAAAGAAAAGUUACUAAAUGUAAUUACAGAUUUUCACGAAUCCACGCCCAGUGUCGAUAUUCCCCCGUGUCCUAACGUGGAUCCAUUUAACUAUGAUAUUAUGAAAAAUAGUCUCAUUGAACGCCUUGAUUCAUUCACAUCAGCACCUUUUACGGUACAAAGAAUUUGUGAACUACUGACGUGUCCGCGAAAACAGUAUAAUCGUGUAGAUAAGUUUAUGAGGGCCAUUGAAAAAAAUAUCUUAGUUGUUAGCACAAGAGAGCCUGGCCCACAAAGACACCAAGAACCAGAAAAUGGUGAACCCAUCGAACCUAUGGUUAAUGGUUCAGAUAACAAUUCUGAAUACAAUGUUGAUGUUGAAAUGGAAGACAUAUCUUGGAAAGAAACUGCAGAGUCUAGGCAGGAGUCAGAACCUCAGCCAAGUUCAUCUGACGCACAUAUUUCCGUUGACGAUUUAGAAGCAAGAUUGCAUGCUAAGCAAAAUGAAUCCAGCACACAAGAUAAACAAACAACUGAAUAUGAAUCUGUUACUCCACCGGAAUUAAAUGUAGUUGAAAAUAAUGAGGAACCUUUACAAGAAGAGAAAUCUGCAGAGAUACUUAGUCCACCUUUGAGUGAGAAUAAGGAAAACAAUACUGUAAUAGUAUCGGAGAAAAAUCAAGAGCAAAAGAUUGAUGUAGAAAUGAAUGAAGCAACUACCCCUCCACGCCCACUAGUAAUUCCAGAUAUUAAAGUAGAUGAUGCUGAAAUGACAGAGCAAAAGUUACAAGAACAAGCCCAGGCUGCGGAAAACAUUGAACAGAUUAAAACUAGCGAUGAAGUUGCAGGAAAUAAUACCAUAAUUGAUGAAAAAUCUACUGAUGAGAGUAGCUCAGAUGCCAGCACUAAAGAUGAGAAUGAACCCAAAAAUAUAUCAGAAGCCUCCUCCUCUAGUGAAGAGAGCUCAUCAUCAAGUGACAAUGUCGAUGGAAACAGCAAUUCUCCAAAAUCUCAAACUGAAGUUGUACCAGAAAAACAAGAUUCGAAUGGUGAUAAGGAAAGUAAUGAUAGUGAAAAUGCAACAUCCGAAGUUAUUGAUAAACCAGCUGUGACUAUUCAAUCUGAGAAUUAUUCCAUAACAGAUGUCAAUUCGGAAAUACCACAGGCUCCUAUAGAUGCUUCAAAUAAAGAAGAACAAGAAACACCAGAAAAAAGCCAAGAAGACCUUAAGGAAGAAAUAAAAAAAGAUGAAUCUGAAACUGAUAAUCAAACCAACACUGUAACCCCAUCAUCUUAGGCAUAAAUAAAUAAUGUUAUAAAUAGAACUGACCUUUCUUGAGGUGUCUAUUAAUUAUUAUCGAGACAUAAGAUAAAUAUUUAAGGUAUGAUGAAGUGAUACAAACACCACUUAAUUUUCUUAUUUUUGAUAGAAACAGUAAGCACCCCUUUUGUAUAAUAAGUUUAAAAAACAAUCUAUGUGACAAAGGGAUCUCCAUUAUUGUAGUCUUAAUAUGAUUGAAAUAAGUUAUGAUAUAAAUAAAUGAAUGAUUUGUAAA